This is a messenger RNA of Perca fluviatilis (European perch), 4905 nucleotides long. It is a transcript of the gene bcl6ab, whose product is annotated as BCL6A transcription repressor b. The transcript is spliced from 8 exons. Gene Ontology annotation, molecular function: protein binding. The coding region runs from base 2108 to 4063 and encodes 651 amino acids. NCBI's taxonomy places the organism in Eukaryota, Metazoa, Chordata, Actinopteri, Perciformes, Percidae. Gene Ontology annotation, biological process: regulation of immune system process; negative regulation of transcription by RNA polymerase II; regulation of cytokine production. The record is from RefSeq and is a predicted model, not a curated record.
CCGGCCUGGACUAUUUUUUUUUUUUAUAUUUUGUGAUAACUUUUAGCUAGAAGUGAACUAACUUUAACAGAUUUGAACUAUGAGAGUUAAAUUUGACAGAUGCACAGUCUUUGAUUGUGUUUUAGACGGAAGUGCGGAUUAAAUUUGAUCACUUGUAAUGUUACAUAGCUGCCGUUAGACUGAAAGCAGCAGUUUUGCGACAUUAACCUUUACUGUUCGUUAAGGCAGCAGUUUUUAGUUAACGUUAUAGCUCAAUAAUAUUUAGAAAUGUUAUUUGUAUAGCAUUUGUCAAGUUACGCUACAGAAGUGGCGCAACGGGACUCUUUGGUCUGGUUCUGUCACAUCAAAUUUUCUCUGCGCAUUUCUUAUAUUGAGAAACAAUCUUUUCACUUCAUGUCUCUAAAACAGAGCCGAUGACUUUACAUGCUUAUUUCCAAUCUAGCCAACACUUUUUAAAACACAUGAUUAAAGUACCGAACAGUCCCCAGACAUGGCAGCUUAACACCGUUUCUAAACUUGAACGGACUUGUGCUGGCCUGCUCGGCGGUUUAGAGCCAAAGUUACGCAGCAACAAAAUAAAUAACCACUCCUUGGAGUCACAUCCGACGAAAUCAUGCUGUCUCAGUUUAGUCUAAUAUUUGAAGUUAAGGGAUAGCCUAACUCGAUCAAUUAGUUGAGUAGGAGGAAAUACAUGCUAAUGGGUUAAAUGAGAUGAGUUCUACUUAUAUCGGGGAACAGGAAACCUCUCUGUGUACUGGCAACCUAAUCUGAACAGCCAGGACGGAAUGUGCUCAACGUCAAACACGUUUACAACCUACAGGCUGCCAGCACUUUGGUCUGCUGUUACACGCUGUGACACUGCAGCGAGCGCAGACAUGAGAACAUUAUAGCUAGGCUACUCACAUUAUUUAUCCUUAUGUCAGCAAUGUAGGAUCGGGUUUGCAUAUAGCCUAUAUAUGUGUAUUAUAAUAUUGUCUGUGGCUAAGAUUUGUUGUCGCCUCAAAAUUAUGAUUAGCGCCGUUUUAAAUUAUAUACAGAUGUUGACCAACUAAAUAAACAUCACUGUUUUCAAUAAUAGCAUGUUUAAAAUAUUAAUCAUAGCCCAUGUAAUAACGCCAUCAUUUAAGAUGUAGUGUAACUCCCUUUCACUUUUCUCUUUGCAACGGCGCCACUCUCUGAUAAAAUACUGUCAAGACACUUAAGGUUCAAAGCUUGUUUUUUAGUAUAACCUCUGAAGGCAGAUGGCUUGUAUUAGAGAAGCUUAUCAUUUUAUAUAAUGAGUGUUCAUUGAUGUAUAAUUUACUGACUGUUAAAUAGGCCAACUAUGUGAGUUAAGUUUGGCUUAACUUCUUGGGUCUUAAGAUGAUCAUCCUCAGUGUACCAGGAUUUAGCAAAGUUAAAGCCCAUAUAGGCUGCAAAAUAAAACUUACUUGUAAUGUCUUUAUUACAAGUAAUCCUGCACAAAUGAAAGGGAUCUGAGUUGGAGUUAAUAACUACAUAAUUUUGUCAUUGCAUAUAUUAUUUUUAUCUAUAAUAAAGUAAUGUGACUUAAUUUAUUUUUCUGAAAAUCUGAUUGAGUUAUGCUUAUAUUGGUGCCAAUAUGCAAAACAUCCACACAAAAAGUGGAACUCCAUUCCAUAAUAAACUUCAUGAGAUUUGUUUUCUUUUUUCAUGAUGCUAACAAGGUGGUAAAAGUAGAUUCAAGAAUGAAAUCAUCAAUUUUAAACUAAUCAAGCAAUCACAACUGUAAAUUCCAUAUACAUCUGGUGACAAAUGAACAGUUAUUUAUGUAAUGUAUAUACUGUUUGCAUUAUUGUUCACCUGCCCAGGGACAGGGGAUGAAAAUAGCUUUUAGCUAUAUCUCUUUAUAAUGCAUCAUAUUUCAAGUAUUGACAUGUAUGUUUAUUAUAUGUGUUCCCUGUUAAAUAAAAAAACGUAUAUAAUAAGUAUAAUAAAUACAAUAAAAAUACCCACAUUGUUAUUUUUCUACUCUGCCUACAGUAUGUGCACCUCUCUUGUGUGCCUGUAUUUAGCAGUGGAUCAAUUUUAGAGUCAUCGAAAUGAUCUAACUAUUUAUUAUUUUUGCCCUUGUUAAGAUUGUGACAGCAUGGCCACGACUGCAGAUGGCUGUAUUCAAUUCACACGCCAUGCAGGUGACGUCCUACUCAACUUUAACCGCCUCCGCAGCAGGAACAUCCUGACUGACGUCGCCAUACAGGUGGACGGGCAGCAUUUUCAUGCUCACAAGGCCAUCUUGGUGGCCUGCAGUGGCUUCUUUUAUUCUGUGUUCAUGGACCCCAAAAACGCAAACCUUAGUGCCAUCAGCUUAGACCCCAAAGUGGACCCCAAGGGUUUUUCCAUCCUGCUGGACUUCAUGUACACAUCCUGUCUGGACCUUAAGGACAGUCUGGUCCUGGCCACCAUGAACACAGCCAUCUACCUCCAGAUGGAACAUGUGGUCGACACCUGCCACAGGUUCAUCAAGUCCAGGCAUCCGAUUGAAGAGGUACAGAUCAACUCAUCACAUCUGGCUGAGGAGAUCCCUGCUUUGAGGCCUGUUGAUGAGAAAGAGCCAGACUUUAGGAACAACCACAAGUCAUCCUCAUCCCCUCUCCAGGAAUGCAGGAGCUACAUCCCUAACGUUUUCAGGGGGAUCAACACCUCUGGUUCCUAUCAUGUCUAUGGUGACCCCCACGUCCCCGCUGGGAAGCUAGAAGAUUUCCAUAAGGUCAGUGACCUUCCCAGAGAAGGGGAUUUGUCCCAGAAACGAUGCUUGCAGGUACCCAGCGCCAACAUGGCUCACAAUGAGUCCACCACUAUCAUCUCCCACCCUGUGCCAUUCCACCCAAGUUUCCCCACCACUAUCAUCCGACCAGAUGGAGCACACAGGAGCCUUCAAAGGCCUGUCUCUCCCAUGGAGGAAGAUAGCAUUCAGCACCCACAAACCAGCUACCUAACAUUGUCUCCAGGGUUUAGCAAAGGUGUGAUUUGCAGCCCUCAAAGCCCCCUCAGAUCUGACUGCCAGCCCAACUCGCCCACUGAGUCUAACAGCAGCAGAAACGCCACGCUGAGCCUCAGACAGCUCUCAGACUGCGCCAAAGACGCCAAGGCCCGCAAUUGGAAGAAGUACAAGUUGAUCGUUAUGAACCAAACUCCUGAUGAGAAUGAAAAGGAGGCUCGGAGUGGCAGCGCUGAAGCUAUAUCCAUGUCGCCCUCACUGAGCCCCUGCAGGAGUGGUGUAGCAGGUGGACACAAUGAGGUCCAGGGAGAAGAGGGAGUCAACGAGCAUAGAGAAGAAAUCCUCAUGUCUCAGAGUGUCGACAGCUGCAGUAGCAGCACCUGUAGCACCAUCAGCUAUCACAGAUGCUCCUCUUGUGGCUGCGACAGCCCUCAGUGCAUGGAAAUGGGCCACCUUUCUCCUGACUCUUACAGCCGAGAUGACGCCACCAAAAUGCACUCAGAGUAUUCCUCCUCCAGCUGUGAAAGCACCAUAUACUUCUGCAACGGGUGUGACUCCAAGUUCACAGAUGAAGAUUCCCUGAAAGAACACAUGGCCCAGGUGCACAGUGACAAGCCAUACAAGUGUGACUUCUGCCAGGCUGCCUUCCGCUACAAGGGCAACCUGGCCAGCCACAAGACCGUUCACACCGGUGCAAAGCCUUACCACUGCAACAUCUGCGGCGCUCAAUUCAACCGGCCAGCCAACCUCAAGACCCAUACCCGCAUCCACUCUGGAGAAAAGCCAUACAAGUGUGAGACGUGUGGUUCCAGAUUUGUCCAGGUGGCCCAUCUUCGCGCCCAUGUGUUAAUACACACAGGAGAGAAACCGUACCCUUGUGAGAUCUGUGGAACUCACUUCCGCCACCUUCAGACGCUCAAGAGCCACAUGCGCAUUCAUACUGGAGAGAAGCCUUAUCAUUGUGAAAAAUGUGACCUCCACUUCAGACACAAGAGUCAGCUGAGGCUUCAUCUGCGACAGAAGCACGGCGCAGUCACUAACACCAAGGCUCAGUAUCGCAGGAUUCCCAGCAACAUCAACACAGGCCUGGUGAACUCCUGCUGAGCCCACUACAGUCUCGCUGUGUGUCAUUUUUGUUUUCUUUUUGCAUCGGCUGCCAAGUUGUCAAAAGAUGUUUAUAUUUUUCAAAGAGAAACAAAGUUCUCUCUUCAUGCAUUCGUAAAUGAUGCACAUUACUUUAUGUAAGCUCUUUGGUAUUUCAAAGAUUGUAGAAGUUUAUGCUUUCGUUGUGAUUGUCUAACAACAAAAUGUACAUUUUGAAUGUGAAAAUUUGAGCAGGCAUUUCUCUUUAAAUGCAAAUAUCUUAACAGAAUAUCAGCAUUGAAGGACAGUCCUCUCUCUUAUUGGAUUGUGAGUAACUGUUACAGUUUUGCUUUAGAUAUUGGUAUGCAUUUUGCCCAGUAAUGUGGUCACAGUUUAUGCAGUUAUUUUUCAUUAGUUUAUUUUUUUGUAAAUAAGAUAAUAUAUAUUUUCAGAUUGCCAUCUGCUGGCAGAGUACGAAUAUAUUUACGUUAAGUUUGUCAUUAACACAAGGGCUUGUUAUUUUUGCCAUUUCAUAGUUUGUGGUACGUAUUGUAAUAUGUACAUAUUGUCAUUCAUUUUAAAAAAUUGCUAUGUAGAUAUUUUCUUUAUUUCAAUCAUUUCUAGCCUGAUGGUAUUUUGCACAUAUUCAUAAUGCUGUAAUUCAUAUAUUUUCAUACUUUUCAUUCAAAUAUUUUUACUUAAAAUGUUCUUGACAUGUUGAAAAUGUUUGUUAGAACCCAUGCACAGCACUUGCCAUUCUUUUAUUUAUAUUCUACAUUUUUCUUUGCUGUAUUCUAUUACCUUUUGGUGCUGCAAUGAUGCAUGUCAGCUGGAUCAUUAAAGUUUGACCGUAUUUUAUUUAA